UUCGCACACUGCACAGCACAGAUAGCGAGCCACAGUAGCAGGUCGAGGGAGAUAGAUAGUCCCAAGGGAGACAGAAAGUUCAGCUGAUAAACGUCGACCCCGUGGUUUUGGCUCGCCGGCUACCGUUCGAUAGUGCUGCAUCAACUCCCCUCCGUCGUUGCACGAAGCGACAGCGAGAGAGCGAGAGCGAGAGGAGAGGAUGGCCGGGAUGAUGGGGAAGGCGAUGCCAAUGGCGAGAGCGCCGCACGACCAGAUGCGGUUCGGUUUCUCUUCGUUUGCACAGGACGCCUCUGCGGGACACCCGUUGGAGGCGAUGAACAAGGCAAGGAUCCCUAACGAGUUUGACUUCAAAAUGGACCUCGCUGGCAAGGUUUACGGAAGCGCUUUCGUAAUGCGGAUGAAGACCGAGGUGGCUACCCUCUCGCAGGCACAGCACCUCCCUGGCCUGCCGUCCUCCAUGCUGGGGCUGGAGACCGUGCUCGGCCGGGACGAGACGGUGGAGUUCGAGGACUACCUCGACCCGCCCGCGGACCGGCCCGAGGGUCCGCGGUUCCGCGUCCACGAGGCCAUGGAGAUCCAGUAUGGCCUCAUGUAGAUGAUGCUUUUUGCUCUUGGAGAGGCGGCAAAAAGUCACAGGGGUGGCGAGGACGGGAAGGACACGCGCGAGCACGCUGCUCACGCUCAAGACGCCGUUUGCCACCAGGAAGGCGAACAAUCUUGAUCGGAUCCGCACGCGUGGCUGCGGCGGCGGCCUCAAGCCGACGCUCUCCUUGCUCUGGGGCUCUUGACUGCUGUACAAAACGGUUUCUCGUAAUAGCGUGUAGAGGUGAAUGUAGUGAUUUUGUUUUGGGGCGUUUUUGACGACUCUCUUGCACCGUCUCUUCCUUGGCUGUUGAUGCGGGGCAGGGAAGAACCUCGUGGCUCAAGGAGAAGCCCACGCUGGCAUUUAUCAAUAUUGAAAAGCACGGCUGAGUGACGAGAUGCCAAUACUUUGCAUGUUUGCGAGAGAACACGGUUGCUCACCGUAGUUACGCCCUUUGAAGUCUGUUGAGCCUUAUUGCGCCACACGCUGCUAGGUUCUUUCUUCGUCUGGUGGAAAUUCCUUCGCGUAAUUCCCCCUGACUUUGGCCAUCACGACAUGAGGGGACAUAGAUACGUCCAACCGUAGAGGACGCAGUGGUUUACGGCAGUUACGGUUCCGUUCGUUUGGGACGUGAAUACAUGAUGCUUCACGUUGUUGCUGUUGCCAAUUGAAGGUAGUCGUCUGCGGGAAGAUGCGCUGCUGUUCUGUGCGAUAAACUCUGUGACAUCACGUCGCGGUCAUCAUCGCCGUGGUGUUUCAGAUUUGACCCUUCGGUGUGUCAGGAGGCAUUGAAACUACAGUACUGCUGUGGGAAAUCGCUCACAGGUUUCAGAAAGUGUAGCAUGGCGAUGGCCGCGGACUGUUCGGGCGACGGUCGAAUCACGCCUGAGAGUAGUGUCAUUGAAUGGUUGUGCGUUUUUUACCGCAGGAGGUACGGCCCCCACGGCGUGACCAUUUCGCACGAUGUCGAGAUUUCUGUGGUUCGUGGUCAGCACACACCUGUUCACCGAGAACGCGUUGCUUACCCUGGAGUUCAACUCAGAAUAAUGUGCCCGUGAACAAGUUGUUGGGAUCGUCGGUCAGUCAUAUUGUCCAAUUU
Ectocarpus sp. CCAP 1310/34 is the source of this 1682-nucleotide messenger RNA. NCBI's taxonomy places the organism in Eukaryota, Phaeophyceae, Ectocarpales, Ectocarpaceae. The record is from the annotation of a GenBank genome assembly.